UGCCGCGUAUAUAAGACCAGGGAUCGACGGCAAUCAGCAUCCAGUUCACUCCUGGACGCACCCGGAACAUCGCGAGAGCAAAAAUGAGAAUCCUGGUCUACGUGGCAGUUGCUGCCCUCGUGGUUGCGACAGUACUGUCGGAGGAGACCGCGAAAGUCGAGAAAUCGGUAAAGUCCGAGAAGAAACAAGAGAAGCGUGGUCUUCUAGGUCUUGGUUACGGUUACGGUUAUGAUGGCGGAUACGACAUUGGAUCUGGUGGACACGUCGGCCUUGAUGUAGGCGGUGGAUAUGGCGGAUACGGAGGAGACUUUGGCGGAGGAUAUAUUGACGGUGGUCAUCAUGAGCAUCAUGUUAAGACCGUGACCCUUGUGAAGAACGUCGCCGUGCCCUAUCCAGUGGAGAAGCACGUGCCUUAUCCGGUUGAGAAGCCCGUACCGGUCCCCGUCAAAGUGCCUGUACCACAACCGUACCCAGUUGAGAAGCACGUGCCUUAUCCGGUCAAGGUCCUCGUGAAGGUGCCCGUGCAUGUGCCCCAGCCGUACCCAGUAGAGAAGAAGGUUCCCUAUCCGGUGCACGUACCAGUCGACCGUCCCGUCCCGGUCAAGGUUUACGUACCACAGCCUUAUCCAGUUGAAAAGCACAUUCAUGUUCCGGUAAAAGUAGCAGUGCCGCAACCGUACCCUGUCGAGAAGCCAGUACCGGUACCGGUGAAAGUUCCAGUUCACAUACCCCAACCCUACCCAGUUGAGAAGCUCGUACCCUAUCCCGUGAAAGUUCCAGUUGAUCGUCCCAUCCAUGUACCUGUACCCAAGCCCUAUCCCGUACACAUUGAGAAGCACGUGCCUUACCCAGUCGAGAAGCCAGUACCCUACCCCGUGAAAGUUCCAGUUGACAGGCCAGUGCCCUACCCCGUGCAUAUCGAGAAGCCCGUGCCCGUCCACGUUAAAGUACCGGUACCGGCGCCGUAUCCAGUAGAGAGGCCAGUACCUUACCCGGUCGAAAAACCCGUGCCAGUAGCAGUCAAGAUUCCAGUCGACAGGCCGUACCCCGUUCACGUCGAGAAGCCUGUGCCUUACGCCGUGGAGAAGCCUGUACCUUACCCAGUUAAAGUACCGGUGGCUGUGCCCGUCCAUCACGAGCACCAUGGACAUGGCGGCUAUUACGCUGGUGGAUACGAGGGUGGAUACGGAGGUGGUGAUUUAGGCUACGGUCACCACUAAUAUCGUCACCUCCCAGCUGGUUUUCCGUUAUCGUCGUGCAAAAGAUUUCAUUUUGCGACGAUGACGGAUAGCCGAUGAGGAUUGUCUUAGGUUACGAAUGUUACCGAUCCGAAACGUUGCCGUGCAGUGCAGCGAUAUCUGCCACUUUGUACCUGGAUCGGAAUCGGGGACGAUCUCUGGUAGACGAUCGCGUACCGGACCAUCGUAUCUUCGAAUCCGAUCGCAACGAGGACGCGGCACGGCGACGUGUGCCAGUUAGGAAGAACGAAUGACCAGUAGGGAUGUACUCGUCUUUAGCGAUCUUCGCUCGAGAGCAACUUGCUUGUCUUACUUUUGUACCGAUAUUAGCAAAGUAUAUGUAUUUUUUUACGGAAACGAAAUAAAUAUUAAUGUAAA
Trachymyrmex septentrionalis is the source of this 1616-nucleotide messenger RNA. Its product is annotated as proline-rich protein 4-like. NCBI's taxonomy places the organism in Eukaryota, Metazoa, Arthropoda, Insecta, Hymenoptera, Formicidae. The transcript is spliced from 2 exons. The coding region runs from base 84 to 1220 and encodes 378 amino acids. The record is from RefSeq and is a predicted model, not a curated record.